AAGUUAAUAUCGUACAAUUUUCGAUAUUGCCCUAAGGUCCAAGCCAUCAGUGCCUUGCUUGAAGUUUUGGUGACGCUAGCAAUGUCGUCGAUAAUGGAUGCCUUGUCCGUCUCCGUCGCUUCCAGGACGUCUCUCUCUGUCCAAUAUCCAGCGGUUCAUACCGAAACAGUGGAGGCGGGUGGAGUCGGGCCCUGCGUCGAGUGAUGACUUGAUGACCGAUUCUCUUUCGAGGUUGCUCGAAGGCUUCGUCAAGCAAGGCGACUUGCCCAGCGCGCUUAGGACCUUCUCUGUCAUCAGGGUUCAUGCCUCUUCUUCUUCUGCAUCUUCUGGCUUGAGGGAUUCUCUGCCACAUUCCGCAUCUUCUCUUUUGCUGCUGUGCGCCAACCGUAAGCAGCUCCUCCAAGGGAAACAGCUGCACGCGCAGAUUGUCUCCCUGGGUCUUCAGCAUCACCCUGUUCUGGUUCCGAGGCUCGUUAAUUUAUACACGGCGUUCGAUCUCGUCUCCGAGGCGAGUGUUCUUGUCAGGACUUCGGAUGUGUCGCGGCCCUUUGCUUGGAAUCUUCUCAUCUCUUGUCAUGUUAGGAAUGGGUUGUACAAGGAAGCUAUAUCCAUCUUUAGAGAGAUGCUGGGUAACGGGGUUAAAGCAAAUGAAUUCACUUACCCUUCCGUUCUGAAAGCUUGCGGCGAAGAGUUUGAUACCGACUUCGGGAAGGAUGUUCAUAAAUUAAUUGCUGAUGGUCCAUAUGGGGGGAACUUGUUUGUCCAGAAUGCAUUGAUGUCCAUGUAUGGAAGGUUUGGGGAGAUUGACGUUGUCCGCCUCUUGUUUGAACAAAUGCCAGAAAGGGAUGCUGUUUCUUGGAAUACCCUUAUAUCUGCCUAUGCAUUUAAGGGUAUGUGGAAGCAAGCAUUUGAACUGUUUGGGAGCAUGUGGACCGACGGUAUUGAAUUGACUAGUGUAACCUGGAAUACAAUUGCUGGGGGUUGCUUAUGUGUGGGUAACUACCGAGCUGCAUUGGAGUUGAUCUCUCAAAUUAGAAUUCGCGGCAAUCAUUUGGAUUGUGUUGCAAUGCUCAUUGGUUUGGGAGCAUGUUCUCACAUAGGGGCCUUGAAACUGGGCAAAGAGAUUCAUGGCUCUGCCAUUCGUAGUUACUAUCACGGGUUCAAUAAUGUGAGAAGCGCGAUGAUUACCAUGUAUUCCAGGUGCAAGGAUCUAAAGCAUGCUCAUAUUUUGUUUCAAUCAACAGAAGAGAAAAGUAUCACCACGUGGAACUCAAUGAUUUCUGGCUAUUGCCACUUGGAAAGAUGUGAGGAAGCCUCUUUCCUUUUUAGAGAAAUGCUGUUGAGAGGAAUCGAACCAAAUUUUAUCACAAUUGCGAGCAUUCUCCCCCUGUGUGCUCGAGUGGCAAACCUCCAACAUGGUAGGGAGUUCCAUUGCUACAUUGUACGGCGGGACUGUUUUGUGAACCAUCUAUUGUUAUGGAAUGCUCUUGUGGACAUGUACGCACGCUCAGGUAAAGUUUUGGCAGCUAAAAAAGUAUUUGACAUGAUGACAGAGAGGGAUGUGGUGACAUAUACUUCGCUGAUUGCUGGGUAUGGGGUGCAGGGAGAAGGACAGAUUGCAUUAAGAUUUUUCCAAGAAAUGAUUACUUUGCAAAUCACACCAGAUCAUGUGACGAUGGCUGCAGUCCUCUCAGCCUGUAGUCAUGCUGGGAUGGUCAUCCAAGGUGAAAGGUUGUUUGAGGAUAUGCAGAAAUUUUAUCUAAUAACUCCACAUUUAGAGCACUAUGCGUGCAUGGUGGAUCUGUACGGUAGGGCCGGUUUAUUAGCUAAAGCGAGUGAUAUUAUUGCCCGAAUGCCUCAUUCGCCCACUCCUGCCAUGUGGGCCACUCUUGUUGGAGCUUGUCGAAAGCAUAGGAAUCUAGAGAUGGGUAAAUGGGCAGCUGGAAAACUAUUGGAGAUGAGGCCCGAGAACUCGGGUUGCUACACGCUCGUAGCUAACAUGUAUGCUGCUGCUGGUUGCUGGAAUGAGUUCGCGGUGGUGAGGGCUCUCAUGCAUGACUUGGGUGUUAAAAAGGUGCCUGGUUGUGCUUGGUUGGAUGCGGGUUCUGGUUUUUCGCCUUUUGUUGCGGAUGAUGCAUCAAGUCCUCAUGCUCAUGAGAUCUACCCCUUGAUGGAGGGGUUGAGUGAUGUAAUGAAGGAUGCUGGUAGUAGUGACUGUGAGGACACGAAUGCAGAAGUUGCGAUUUUCUGAUUUCAACUUGUGCAGGGAAAUGGUCAAUGGGUUUGAAGUAUUGAGGAGUAUACUUCUUUUGUAGUAAGGUUCUGUCAAAGCCCGCAACCACAAUGCUGCGGACAACAACUACAACACACUUUGUUG
Rhodamnia argentea is the source of this 2377-nucleotide messenger RNA. Its product is annotated as pentatricopeptide repeat-containing protein At1g71490. The transcript has a single exon. The coding region runs from base 98 to 2251 and encodes 717 amino acids. Lineage: Eukaryota; Viridiplantae; Streptophyta; Magnoliopsida; Myrtales; Myrtaceae. The record is from RefSeq and is a predicted model, not a curated record. Gene Ontology annotation, molecular function: RNA binding; protein binding. Gene Ontology annotation, biological process: RNA modification.